AUGGAAAACUAUAAGAAAUCCGAAAUUACCAAAGAAGAAGAAGAAAAUAUCACACCCCCGACAAAUAACGGUGAUGAAGAAUCGACGAUGACCUCAGAAUCAACAGGCGUCAAAUUAUCAACAUCGAUGCCAACAACAACAACGACCCUCUCCUCUGAAAUGAUUGUCAAUAUUACCAAAGAUGGUAAUAAUGAUGCAAAGAAAAUUGUCGAUGACCAAUGUCAUGACAAUGAAUCGAAUUCCUGGAGUUGUAGCAAACCUUGGGAUAGUGAAGUAGAGGAGGGUGAUGGUGUUGCUACUACUGAAACAACAACAGCAGCAGCUGCUGCUGCUGCUACUGAUGCUGAUACUACUACAGGAUCUCCUACCACAGCUGCUGCAGCUGCUGUUGCAGCUGCAGCAUCAGCAACAGCUACAGCUGCUGAUACACAGCAUCGGCAAGAGCAUCAGUAUCAACAGGAACAGCAGGAGCAGGAGGAGCAGCAGCAGCAGCAGCAUCGUCAAGAGCAACAGUAUCAACAGGAACAACAAAAACAAUAUCAGCAAUACCGAUAA
Penaeus vannamei (Pacific white shrimp) is the source of this 555-nucleotide messenger RNA. Lineage: Eukaryota; Metazoa; Arthropoda; Malacostraca; Decapoda; Penaeidae. The record is from RefSeq and is a predicted model, not a curated record.